This is a messenger RNA of Apodemus sylvaticus (European woodmouse), 3612 nucleotides long. RefSeq lists its product as uncharacterized. The record is from RefSeq and is a predicted model, not a curated record. Gene Ontology annotation, molecular function: nucleic acid binding; aspartic-type endopeptidase activity; RNA-DNA hybrid ribonuclease activity. Gene Ontology annotation, biological process: DNA integration; proteolysis. NCBI's taxonomy places the organism in Eukaryota, Metazoa, Chordata, Mammalia, Rodentia, Muridae.
AUGAAGGAUUCCCCUUGUCACGUCCCCAAUGGGAUUAUAACACGGCGCAAGGUAGGGAACGACUGUCCAAUUACCGUCGGGCUCUUGUGGCGGGUCUCAGAGGUGCCUCAAGAAGGCCCACAAAUUUGGCUAAGGGUAACCCUACAAGUGGAGGGGACUCCCAUACGUUUCUUGAUCGAUACAGGUGCAGAAUAUUCAGUACUGAAAACUCCUUUGGAUAAGGUCAAAAAUGAAAAGACGCUGGUAAUCGGGGCCAUGGGACAGAAACCCUACCCAUGGACCACCUCUCGGAAGGUAGACUUAGGGAAGAAUGUAGUAACCCACUCAUUUCUAGUCAUUCCUGAGUGCCCUAUACCCCUACUAGGAAGGGAUUUGCUGACUAAAUUAAAGGCACAAAUAACUUUCACCCCUUCCGGACCAGAAUUGUCCUAGGGAGCUGCACCUCCCCAGGCUCUAGGACUAUCCUUGCAAUUGGGAGAAUACCGGAUUUAUCAGAAAAAGACUGCCACUUCUGAGGGGCUGAAAGACUGGCUCACCCGGUUUCCCCUGGCUUGGGCUGAAGCAGGAGGGAUGGGAAUGGCAAAACAGGCCCCUCCAGUAGUGGUAGAGCUCAAGUCUGGAGCCACCCCCAUUAGGAUCCAACAGUACCCUAUGAGGAAGGAAGCUCGGGAAGGGAUACGCCCUCACAUUGACCGGCUAAUCCAAGAGGGGAUUCUGGUCCCCUGUCAAUCCGCGUGGAACACUCCCCUCCUUCCAGUAAAGAAACCGGGAACGGGUGAUUAUCGUCCUGUGCAAGACCUUAGAGAGGUUAACACAAGGAUACAGGACAUACACCCCACUGUUCCAAACCCCUAUAAUCUGCUCAGCACGCUGCCGCCUGAACGAGUCUGGUAUACGGUGUUAGAUCUUAAAGAUGCCUUCUUUUGUCUGAGAUUGCACCCUAACAGUCAGCCCCUGUUCGCCUUUGAAUGGCGGGAUCCUGAGAGUGGCAGGACGGGACAGCUCACCUGGACAAGGUUACCCCAAGGGUUCAAAAAUUUUCCCACCCUGUUUGAUGAAGCCUUGCAUCGGGACUUGGCUCCUUUUCGAGCCAGCAAUCCAUACGCGUCCCUUUUGCAAUUCAUAGAUGAUCUUCUCCUUGCGACAGAGACACUCGAGGAAUGCGAGCGUGGAACACAGAAUCUCCUGGCUGCUAGUGAGUUGGGGUACCGGGUCUCGGCUAAAAAGGCACAGCUGUGCCAGACUGAGGUGACCUAUUUGGGAUAUACCCUGAAGAAUGGACAGCGAUGGCUCACGGAAGCCAGAAAACAGACAGUGACACAGAUCCCGCCCCCAACCACCUCUGGCCAGGUAAGAGAAUUCCUGGGAACAGCAGGGUUCUGCAGACUCUGGAUCCCAGGGUUUGCCACCCUAGCGGCCCCUUUAUACCCCUUGACAAGAGAAAAGGGGGAAUUUAUUUGGACCAAGGAACACCAAUUGGCCUUUGAAACACUCAAAAAGGCGCUGCUGCAGGCCCCCGCUCUAGCACUACCUGACCUGAAGAAACCCUUUACCCUGUACAUUGAUGAGAGAAAUGGAGUGGCAAGGCGGGUCCUCACCCAGACAUUGGGACCUUGGAAGCGCCCUGUAGCCUACCUGUCAAAGAAAUUAGACCCAGUAGCCAGUGGAUGGCCCUCGUGCCUACGGGCAAUAGCAGCUACUGCCGUGUUAGUGAAAGACGCUGAUAAACCGACUAUGGGCCAGAAUGUGACUAUAGUGGCUCCUCAUGCCCUCAAGAGCAUCAUCCAGCAGCCCCCAGACCGCUGGAUGACAAAUGCCAGGAUGACCCACUACCAGAGUUUAUUGCUGACUGAGCAGGUGACCUUUGCUCCACCUGCUAUUCUCAACCCUGCCACCUUACUGCCUGAAGCUGACGAAGCCCCUGUACAUCGCUGCGGGUAUAUACUGGCUGAGGAAGCCGCCCGGUCAGACUUAACUGAUCAACCCUGGCCUGGGGCAAUGACUUGGUUUACCGAUGGAAGUAGCUUCGUGGUAGAAGGUAAGCACAGGGCUGGAGCAGCGGUAGUGGAUGGGAAGUCUGUCAUAUGGGCCAGUACCUUACCAGAAGGAACAUCAGCCCAAAAAGCAGAGCUCAUUGCCCUAACCCAGGCUUUGAGGCUGGCAGAAGGAAAAGCUGUCAAUAUCUACACUGACAGCCGAUAUGCCUUUGCAACUGCUCACAUUCAUGGGGAAAUAUACCGACAGCGCGGAUUAUUAACUUCCGCUGGAAAAGUGUUUAAAAAUAAAGAAGAAAUUCUCAGUCUGCUAGAAGCUGUUCAUUUGCCCCACAGGGUGGCAGUCAUUCACUGUCCAGUACAUCAGAAAGGGACUGGGAAAGUAGAAAAUGGAAAUCAAAUGGCAGACCAGGUGGCAAAGGAUGCAGCACAGGGACCACAAAUAUUGACAAUUAGAGCCUCAUCACUACCAGCCGAGGAGACCUUAGAAAAACAGACUCUCACAAGAGAAGAGGGGCUAGAAUAUUUGACUAACAUACACCGUCUCACCCACAAGGGGAAAAAAAUGAUAAAACUGGUCGGUAAGUCCCCUUAUCAUAUUCCGCAGCUUCAAAAGAUGAUAGAAGACCUAGUAAAGAAUUGUCAAGCUUGUGCACUCACUAACGCAGUGCCGAAUAAGACUCAUAGUGGAAAACGUUUAAGGGGGGAUAGACCAGGGACCUAUUGGGAAGUUGAUUUUACUGAGGUAAAACCAGCAAGAUAUGGAAAUAAAUACCUUCUAGUUUUUAUAGACACUUUCUCAGGGUGGGUAGAAGCAUUUCCCACCAAAAGAGAGAAGGCUAAUGUGGUGGUCAAGAAGAUACUUGAAGAAAUCUUUCCCCGUUUUGGAAUACCUAAGGUAAUUGGGUCAGACAAUGGGCCUGCCUUCAUCGCCCAGGUAAGUCAGGGACUGGCCAAACAGCUGGGGAUAAAUUGGAAGUUGCAUUGUGCCUAUAGACCCCAGAGUUCAGGACAGGUAGAAAGGAUGAAUAGAACUCUAAAGGAGACCUUAACUAAAUUGGCCUUAGAAACCGACGGAAACAACUGGGCAGUCCUUCUUCCCUACGCCCUAUUUCGGGUUCGAAAUACUCCUGGAGCUUCAGGGUUAACACCCUUUGAACUAAUAUUUGGCGCGCCUCCCCCCCCCCCUCCGCCCAUUCACUUAACCACUGAAAGUGGAGCUUGCCCUGAUGCGUUCCCCCUCCCCCUUGAGAUCGUAAGAAAGGAAAUCUGGGAACAACUGAAAGAAACCUAUGCUGACUUGCAGGUGCUGCACCAAUUCGAAGUGGGAGAUACGGUCCUGGUGAGGAGACACCGAGCAGGGAACUUUGAAUCUCGGUGGAAAGGACCCUACCUAGUACUGCUGACCACACCGACCGCUGUAAAGGUAGAAGGAAUCCCCACCUGGGUCCACGCCUCACAUUUAAAAAAGGCUCCCCCAGGAACUGAUCAAGAUGAAUGGACUCUGGAAAAGACUAGUAAUCCUCUUAAGUUGUGUCUGCAUCACCAGAGCAGCACUGAGCGGAGACUUCAACCCUCACACACCCGCGAUUCGGCAAACUUGGGAGGUAUUCAAUGA